CCCCUCGGAUUGGUGGGCGGCCCAGCCCCGGGUCACGGCCAAGCCAGGCUGGAUCACGAUCGGGGCCGGGCCCUCGGUAGAGCGCCGGGCGGCGCUGCAGGUGGUGGCGUGUCGCCUCGGCCUCGAGGUCCUUCGAGCCACCCCUCCCUCCCCCUCCCAGGCGUUCAGCGAUUGCUCCGCGGAGACGCCGGGCGCGGCUGCGGAGGUGGUGGCGGCGCGGGGUGUCCGCGGUGGCGAACCCGAUGGCGGCCCUGGCGGCGACGGCCUUGGCGGCGACCCCGGCUUCGCAGAGGCGGCGGCGGCGGCGGUUGUGGCGUCGUGGGGGCUUCACCGUGGCGGGCAGGACGGCGACCCCGGCUGCGUUGGCGGCCCGGCUGGCGGCGGCCUGGAUGGCGACCGCAGCGACAACCUCAGGGCGACCCCGCACGACGGCGGCCCCGACGAUGCCGACGACGUUCCCGACGACGAUGUUGACGCCGACGGCUCCUUUGCCGACGACGCUGGUAACGGCGACCCCGACGACGACCGCGGCCUUCCGCCCCCCGCUGGUCAGCCCCUCCUCCGACGGCGGCGACUUGCGCGACGACCGACGGCGGCCCCGCCACGGAAACGGCGGCUCUGGAGGCGACCCGGCGGCGGUCAUGACGAAGAAGCGGCGGGCGUGGCUGCGGCGGCCCCACGACGUCGACGACGACGGCUUCCCGCCCACCCCCGGGUCCCCUGGUGGUGGUGGCGGCGGUCCCGGUGGUGCGACGGGACCCGUCGUCUGCGCGAUUCCCGCUUCAUGCGAGGACGCUCCGCCUCCUCCUCCUCCGCCUCCUCCGCCUCCUCCGCCUCCCCAAAGGGGACGGCGCCACUGACGCCGACGGUGGCUGCCUUUCGGCCGCCUCGUGGCCCGGCGGGUCGGCGCCACCGCUUUCGCAGCGGCGCCGCUCUUGCUGCUUUGCAUGCUGCGCGUGGGCCUCCUGGGCGCUUCUUGGGGCCAUCUUGGAGGAGAUCGACCAAACAAGAGGGGGGCA
Prorocentrum cordatum is the source of this 1019-nucleotide messenger RNA. The record is from the annotation of a GenBank genome assembly. NCBI's taxonomy places the organism in Eukaryota, Dinophyceae, Prorocentrales, Prorocentraceae.